Closterium sp. Naga37s-1 is the source of this 2961-nucleotide messenger RNA. The record is from the annotation of a GenBank genome assembly. Lineage: Eukaryota; Viridiplantae; Streptophyta; Zygnematophyceae; Desmidiales; Closteriaceae.
AUGGGGCCAUCUCGCGUCCGACCCCUACCUGCGAUUCACCGCCUCCUCGGUACGCCGCGCGCCCCUGGUGGGCGGGGAACGACGCAGUGCAUGAUAGGGCGGGUGCUGGGCAUGCCGCAGGGCGCUCGCUGCUCCGCACAGCCCCCCUCCACGCGCGCUUGUCCCAGCGUCCCCCUCUCGUCUCACCUUCGCCGUCUUUCCCUCACCCUCCUUCACAUGCCCUCGCCGCCUCUCAGGUUCCCCCCCGCGCCUUCCAUGUGUUCCCCCCGCGCUUCCCAUGUGUUCCUCCCGCGCGUAUGUGCCCCGCAGGUGCCGCGGGAGCGCAAGAUCGCCAACGUGCAGAGCCUCGGCUUCGGCGCGCUCUUCGCGCCCACCCCUCCGCUCCCCGCCUCCGCCGCUUCCCCGCUCCUCUCACCCUCCGCUUCCACCCUUUCCUCCCCCACCUCCGCCGCCCCCGCUUCCUCCCAACCGCCCCCCGUGGUGCGCCAUGCGCCUCUGCGCUGCGCCUUCUGCGGGGCGUGCGUGUGCCUCUACUCCGCCAUCGCGCCCGCCACGGGCGACUGGCGCUGCGCGCUGUGCGGGCGCCCCAACAUGAGCGGCGGGCACUACCUGCUGGCGGAGGGAGAGACGCUCGAGGGGUGGCCCGAGCUGGGCGCGCGCGUGGUGGACUACGUUGAGGCGGGCGGGGGGGCGCGCGGGGCGGGGGGGGGGGGGAGUGGGGGGGAGCGCGUCGGAGGCGGUGCUGGGGGCGCCGGUGGUGGUGGUGGUGGACGAGGGGCUGGACGCCGCGUGCAUGGCGGGCGUCAGAGCCGCGCUCACGGUGAGUGCAUGGCGGGCGUCAGAGCCGCGCUCACGCUCACGGUGAGAGCAGACAACAACCCAUCCUCAUUGCAUCCUCGUCCCCCCCUCGUCCCCCCCUCGUCCCCCCCUCGUCCCCCCUCGUCCCCCCCUCACUUCUUCCUUCCCCAUGCCUCCCCCGCACUCACCCCGUUGCGCCCCAUGGCAGGCCAUGCUGCAGCACCUGCCAUCCGCCACGCGCAUCGCCAUCAUCACCUUCGGCGCGGCCCUCUCGCUCUUCGACCUCUCGCCCUCCGCCUCGCCGCUGCUCGCCUCCGCCGACUGCUUCCCCGCCACGCACGCGCUGCCCCCCGCCACGCUGGCCGCGCUGCUUGCUGGGGCGCGCGCAGCACCUCGCGCCCAUCGCGGCCUGCCUGCCCUCCGCGCAGGCCGUUCAUCGCCUCGCUGCGCCCCUGCCGCGCCGCCACGCCCCCCCUCGCCCGCGCGCGUGCCCUGGGCCCCGCCGUGGAGCUCGCGCUCGCGCUGCUGCGCGGCCCCGCGCCCGCCCUGCCGCGUGCUGAGCAGCGGGCGGUGGAGCGGGGCGGCGCGCGUGGUGGUGCUGUGCGGGGGGCCAGCCACAGUGGGCGCGGGGGCGGUGGCGGAAGGCAUAGAGGGCGUGGGGGGAGGGCGAGGAGCGGCAAGCGCGAGCAGGCGGCGCGGCGGCACUACGAGGCGCUGGGCAGGGAGGCGCGGCGCAUGGGCGCCGUGGUGGACGUGUUCUCGGGGGGGCCGCUGCUCGUGCGCAUGCCCGCACUGCUGCCCCUGGCGGCGCUGUCAGGGGGCGCGCUGGUGCCGCUGGACGAGUUCAGCCCCGCCGCGUUCCCCCCCCUGCUGCUGCGCGCCCUCUCGCGCAUCGUGGGCGCGGAGGGGUCGCUGGAGGUGUGCUGCUCGCCCGAGGUGGCCGUCACACGCGUGAUCGGCCCCGCAGAGGCGGAGGAGGGCGGUGGGCGCAGGGGGGCGGGCGGGGAGGAGGGGUUCCCGGAGGACAGUGCGACGGCGGUGGCGCUGCUGAGUGUGGACGAGGAGGCGGCAGUGGCAGUGAGCAUGGAACUGGUAGAGGACCUCACCCGCCACCACGUGUUCUUCCAAUUCCUCUGCCGCUUCCGCCUCCUCAACCACGACCUGCGUCUACCAGUGGCGGCAUCGCUACCAGCAUACCUCUCAUCGGUGCACGAGGCCACGGCAGCGCUGCUCAUCGCCAAGCGCACCGUGCUGGCCGCGCCCACGGCUCGCGAGGCGGGGGAGAUGCGCGCGUGGGUGGACGCCCGUGCACGUGACUUGGCGCUCAAGCUGGGCGGCGUGGCGCAGCACAACCGCUCCCUGCUGCAGUUCCCCCACCAGCUGCCCCGGUGGGGAGGUAAGGAGAGAAGCGAGGAAGCAAGGGGAUGGUAUUUGGUUGCUGGACCAGUCGGCGAGCAGUGCAUGUCAGCAGCUGCGCCCACCUUGGCCAUUCCCCCACCCAUCUCUCCUCCCCCCUUGCCCCCUCCAAUCCAACCCCCCCCCUGCAGGGUAGCGGAGGCGCUGUACGAGGUGAGGCGCAGCCCGGUGUUGGGGCGCCACGUGGCGGGCGAGUGGGAGCGCCAGGCCCUGCGCGCACUGCUGCUGCGCGCAGGGGGGGAGGCGGCGCUGCGCAUGGUGCUGCCCUCGCUGCUCAUGUUCCGCGCCGGCCACGCCACCCAGUUCGUUGAAGUGCCGCCCUCCGACCUGGCGCUGACGUCAGAUGCCGCCCUGGUGCUGGACCACGGCACCGACAUGCUCAUCUGGCUCGGCGCGCACCUGGCGCCGGACGAGCCCACGAGGCGCGGAGUGGAGGCGGCGUGUCGCCAGCUGGCAGCGCAGCUCAUGGGUGGGCCGGGCGGCAGAGGCAGGUUCCCGGCGCCUCGCGUACUGUGCUUCACUGUCAGUGCCAAAGGGGGGGAGAGGGUUAGGAGGGGAUGCUGGGAGGUGAUCUAUCUGUGUGUGUGUGCUCCCCCGUGUGCUCUUCCGUGUGCUCCCCCCUGCACUCCCUCGGUGCUUGAUCUUCAACCCCGCAUCCUCGCCCUACACUCCCCGCUCGCCCCGCCCUGUGCCCGCCCUCCCCAUGACGGCAUGGCAGGAGGGGCACGCCGGAAGCGGCCUUCAUGA